AUGCAUAUUGAAGUACAAGUCGCACUCAACUUCGUUAUAUCGUACCUAUACAACAAACUGCCAAGGCGGCGAGUGAACAUUUUUGGAGAAGAACUGGAGAAGGCGUUAAAAGACAAGUUCCUGGGUCAUUGGUACCCAGACCGGCCGUGCCGAGGGUCAGCAUUCCGGUGUCUGAAAACCGGUGGCCCAUUAGACCCGGUAUUGGAGCGAGCGGCAAGAGAAUCUGGAGUACCAGUCCGUGAUGUACUAGAACACCUCCCCCGGGAACUCACUGUUUGGGUUGAUCCAGGCGAAGUAUCAUACCGUAUUGGUGAGAAGGGUGCAGUAAAGGUUCUGUUCAGCAGCGACGAACGGGCGGCCGACGAGAGGACCGACAGAGAGGUAACCCGUGCGUUUAACCCGGAGGCGCAGUGUUUCCGGCCGGUAGAGCCGGUGGCGGCGCCCUCACCGCCCGCGCCCGCGGCCUUCUCUCCGGGGCCUCCUUUCCGCGCGCAGCCGCUAACCUUCACAACCGCGACCUUCGCGCAAACCAAGUUCGGCAGCACCAAGCUGAAGACCAGCAGCAAACGCGCCAACCGCAUGUCGCCCACCGAGUUCAGCAACUAUAUAAAGCAACGUGCUGUGCAACAACAGUUAGCGGCGCGCGCGCUGUCGCCGGCGACGGACCCCGCGGCGUACUUCAUGGCGCGGCGCGACACGCCCGCCCACCUCCUGCUCGCCAAC
Molecule: messenger RNA, 723 nt
Organism: Brenthis ino (lesser marbled fritillary)
Lineage: Eukaryota; Metazoa; Arthropoda; Insecta; Lepidoptera; Nymphalidae
Source: the annotation of a GenBank genome assembly